Molecule: messenger RNA, 1946 nt
Organism: Varanus komodoensis (Komodo dragon)
Lineage: Eukaryota; Metazoa; Chordata; Lepidosauria; Squamata; Varanidae
Gene: NECAP2
Product: NECAP endocytosis associated 2
Exons: 8
Coding region: 17-841 (274 amino acids)
Biological process (GO): endocytosis
Cellular component (GO): clathrin vesicle coat; membrane
Source: RefSeq, a predicted model, not a curated record
GAACCCGAGGACCCGUAUGUCCGGGUUCUCCGCGGCGGCCAAGAUGGCGGAAGGGGAGGCGUACGAGUCGGUGCUGUGCGUGAAGCCGGAGGUCCACGUCUACCGCGUGCCGCCUCGCGCCUCCAACCGCGGCUACAGAGCUGCAGAGUGGCAGCUGGACCAGCCAGUGUGGAGUGGCCGGAUGCGCAUCACGGCCAAAGGAAAUGUGGCUUACAUCAAGCUGGAGGACAAGAACUCAGGAGAACUUUUUGCCCAGGCACCCGUGGACCAGUUUCCUAGCAUUGCUGUGGAGGGUGUGACAGACUCCAGCCGAUACUUUGUCAUUCGGAUUGAGGACGGGAAUGGGCGCCGGGCGUUCAUCGGACUGGGCUUCGUGGACCGAGGCGAUGCCUUCGACUUUAACGUGGCGCUGCAGGAUCACUUCAAGUGGGUCAAGCAGCAGAGCGAGCUGGCCAAGCAAGCCCAGAACGCAGACCAGGGGCCCAAGCUGGACUUGGGCUUCAAGGAGGGGCAGACCAUCAAGCUCAGCAUUGCGAACAUGAAGAAGAAGGACAGCUCUCAAGGCAGCAGGACACGAACAGCAGGCCUGGGGAGCCCCAGCCUCCUUCCCCCGCCUCCAGGAGGCAAGACGCCCCUGGCGCCCCGGCCCGCGGAGCAGCUCCUGAUUCACCACCCAGAGUCCCUGGGAAACGCUGCCCGAGCAGACGUGUCCGUGUCACGGCCACCCCAUCCCGCAAGCUCCACUGCCGAAGGCGCUGCUGACAUCUGGGGAGACUUCACCAAGGCAUCUGGGUCUGUUAGCGGCCAGAGUCAUCAGGGCUCUGGCUGGGUCCAGUUUUAAGCAGCCAGGGUGUCUUGUGCUGCUCUCGCCUGGUGGCCAAGGAGCGAUCCACCGGUGCUUUCCUCACGGACCAAAGAGGCCUGGAAGAACGGCUCUCGCUCAGGGUACUUCAAGAAAUCUGUUUCGGACACUUUGCUUUGGUCAUUAGGGGUGAGGGGGGUGGGACCGCAGAACCCCCCCCCCCUCCAAAUGAGGUCACUCUGCACACUUGGGGAGGAUCCUUUCUUGUUCCCCAGAAACUCCAAGAGGGAGCUUUUUUCCUGCACUCAAAUCAACUGAUUGACCGCAAGCCUGGAAGUGGGUUCGGGAGCAGCCCAGGCAUUCUUGGAGAAGAAACCCCGGCAGAGCUCUUGCAUCUCAAUGGAAGGUUCCCCUCUUCUUUUUGCUUCCCACCCUCUUGCAACUUUUCACUGACUGUGGAAGAAGAGGACAGAAUUCCUGGAGAGGGAGUGGGUGUGGGGGGGUGUGUGUGUGUGAGAGAGAGAGAGAGAGAGAUCUGGAAUGCCCUUGCCUUUAGGACAGGCACUGGGUAGCCCUGGGACAGAGUGACAGGCGAGCCCUGGCUGCUUCCCACUUCCCAGCUUGAGGGAUUGCCAUGGGGCGGUGGCUGUGGUGAACUGAGCUGAGCAGCAGCAGCAGUGCCUGGCAGGGAGUGAGGGUGGCUUCCCUCUGCUAGCUUCCCUGCACUGUGUUGUGUUCUGAAGUGUCUUUCUCCCCACCUCUUGCCCACCGGCCUUCUCUCCAAAGGGGAAAAGGGUGUGAGCAGGGGCGGUUCGUGCUCUCAGGUAGCCUUCUCUUGUGUGAAGCUCUUCCCAUUCCUUGUUUCUGUGACUUUAAAAAGCCUUAUUUUUGAAGAGAAUCCAGGCUUUCUUUUCGUUGUGCAGGAAUUUGACCUGUGAAGCGUUAGGUGUCUUCUGGGCCAUGUUAAGGAACUGGACUUUGAACUGUGUUGAACUGCAGCUUGCAAGCAGCAAGCCCUUGACAUGCACUCUGUUCCUGCUGAGGCGGAGGCCUCGGAUGACAGGUUUUCCUAUAAGCAACUUUGUACUGUUUUGUCUGCCUUUUGUAUUUUUGAAGUGGCUCAUAAUUAAAAUAGUUAUAUCUA